Messenger RNA from Paramecium sonneborni, 458 nucleotides. The record is from the annotation of a GenBank genome assembly. Lineage: Eukaryota; Ciliophora; Oligohymenophorea; Peniculida; Parameciidae.
UUAAAUAUUAUAAUAAUGGGCUCUAAACCAACAGUUCCUGAAUCUGUUAAAUCAAUGAGUACAAAGAAAGAUGCUGAGUUUUCUGUUCACAUAGUCUAUUGCAGUGGAUGAGGAUAUGGUUAAUUUUACAAUUUCUUUAUUGAAUGUUUAUAAAUAAUCUAUCCUAAUGCUAAGGUUACAGGGGAAUAGACACCAAAUGUAAUAUAAAUAUAAUAAAUUAGGUUUCUGGAUAUUUUGAAAUAGAAGUGAAUAAGGAUGGCAAAAAACAAGUUGUUCAUUCCAAAAAGAAUGGUGAUGGCAUUUUUAAUGAAAAAUCAUGUUAACCAAUUUUAGAUAAAUUAAAGAAUUACAUUGAGGCUUGAGAAACUCAAUAAAAUUAGAUAAUAUAUAAAAUUAGUACAUUAACAAUAAAUGAAGAAACUAAGUUUAAAUUAAAAAAUUUACUUUCUGAAAAACCA